CGUGCCGGUAAUAAGACGGAAUGCGAAGAGUGGUGGUGCUGGUAACAUUGGAUAUACAGGGCACGACGGCCUAAUCGGCUGACUGACUAGCUGCAUGUGUUUACCUCCCCAAAUCGUCCAUCCGUCCAUCUAUCUCCCAAUUCUGGCUCGGUGCGCCUCCCAAUGCAUGCCCACACACUCUCCUAAAUCGGAUCAACAGUUGUACACGUUUCUUCGCUUGCUCUUUGCCUAUCGCGCGUAGACUUUGGCAGUGUUGCUUCGUGAGCGCCGUUGACCCGCCCAAACCGUCCACCUCCUUCGCGCGUCAGUGCCUCACCCCUCAAGACCACGACCACGACGCGUGCUGCUGCCUUGCCCGUCCGCUGUCAUGGCCGAGCGCGAUCUAUCCCCAACUUCGACAUCCUCUACACUUUCCAACAUCACGGUGCGAACUGACAAGCAAGGCGAUGCUCGCGCCACGUCCAGCGCGUCGCCUUCCAUCUCGACGCCACCUACCAGCCUCGGCGACGAAGCCAGCGUCAUGUCCGAGAUGACGAAGAUCGAACAAGCCGUCGAAGUGUACGAGGACGCUCCGGGCCUCCAAAUGCUCGGCGAGACCUCAGCGCCCGCGCAAACCACCACGCACGACGCCGUCAACAUCGAGGCCCGCCGCCCUGCUAGGAGCUCGCGCAAGUCCGUCGCCACGUACAACGUGCAGAUUCUCGCCGGAACUGCAAUUCACACGCCGACCAAAUACCUUGAGAAGCACCACAAGAAUGUCGUGCACGGCUCACUUGAGGAGCUCGCGAGGAAGGAGAAAGCCACACCCAUGCGAAAGAAGAUGCUGAAGCGGAAGUCUGAGAUGACUGAUGCCAGCGACCAGGUCGAGGAUCAGCUGGCUGCCGAAGCCGCCCAGGCGGCACGACGUCGCACCUCCUCGCGCGUGACGGACCUUCGUAAGGAGGUCCUCCGCAAAAGCGGUGUCGGCGACACCGUCGCAAGCAUGUACUCAGGAGGAAAGGCUUUCGUCAAAAGCACUUUACGGCGUAGUACUUCAGAACCAUCCUUCAAAUCCGGCCAAUCAGCUUCCUCCGCGGCUUCUCUCAAGCGGUCUCGCGCUGCCCUGGAGGAUGGAGACGCAGAUAGCCAAGACCAGGAAGAAAAGAUCUUCUCGAAGCCCAAGUCGAAAGUCUGGCUUAAGCAAGGUUUGUAUGUUGGCCAGGACCGCGACUUUGAUCCUCGUCUCUCAGAAAGCCAGAACCGUGCGAAGAAGAGGGUGAAGAAACCAUGGCAGGCCUCCAUCUUGCCCCUCCCAAUCUUUGCCUGCGAGCGUCUAUUGAACGAGGACCCCAAACAUGUAUUCCGCGAUUUCAAGUUGCCAUUCGAUACUUACAGUCCUCUACCCAGAAAGGUUAAGGUCGACGGUUGGGUCAAACUUAACAAAAAUAGGUUCAUCGGCGACGCAUCUGCGCUGUGGAAACGCGACAAGCAAGACUCCUCUCAAUGCUAUUGCGAUGAAGAGGAUGGCUGUGGAGAGUCCUGUCACAAUCGGAUCAUGGCGUAUGAAUGUGACAAUACCAACUGUCCACUGCCUCCGGAACUAUGUAACAAUCGGCCAUUCGCAGAGCUCAAGAAGCGUGCAAAAGGCAACCGUUAUGACUAUGGUGUGGAAGUUCUCGAUACAAAAGACCGAGGGUUCGGUGUUCGUGCUAUGCGAACGUUCGAGCCACACCAGAUCAUCGUAGAGUAUGCUGGAGAGAUCAUCACCCAGUCUGAAUGCGAGCGGCGCAUGAAACAGGUCUACAAGAAAGACAAGUGCUAUUAUCUCAUGAGCUUCGACAACAAAAUGAUCAUCGAUGCGACUCGUGGGACUAUUGCUCGAUUCGUCAAUCACUCGUGUGAACCCAACUGCGAGAUGAUCAAGUGGACUGUGGGUGGAGAGCCUCGCAUGGCGCUGUUCGCCGGUCCCCGCGGCAUCAUGACUGGCGAUGAGCUCACCUACGAUUACAAUUUUGAUCCGUUUUCUCAAAAAAACAUUCAGGAAUGCCGCUGUGGUACUGAAUCAUGCCGUGGGGUCCUCGGUCCCAAGCCAAAGAAACCCAUUGAAGAGAAGUCAAUAGCUUCAGCGCUCAUCACCGGCACGAAACGCAAACUCCAGGAUUUGCUCGGUCCUCGAAGAUCUGGUUCUGAAAGCACCCAAAGCUCCCCCAAGAAGCGCAGGAUGCUUGUAGGCAACUCAGCUAGCGCGAAGGCGAAGAACGCUGUCGCUCGAUCGGAAUCUGCUCGUGAGCAAGCCGAAAGGGAAGCAGAUGCGCUGUCGCGCCAGAACGCAUCUCGCGAAAACCGCGCUCUACAGCGAUCAAAUUCUGGAACUCUUGAUAAACGUACGAGAUCAGCCAAUCUCCGGACGGCCAAGCCAUUCACAGUCAAAUCUACCCGACACACAACCGUCAGCUUUCAAAGGAAGGUUACUAGGCCUGGUGCACUGAAGAAGGUCAAGAAGCCUGCUCGGUCACUGCCAAGUAGAAAGGCACUUCGCCCCCAACGACCAAGCACGCCAAAUCGAGAAACGAGCACUGAGGUACUGGAUUCAGAGGAUAAUGCUUCACCAAACAUAACCCCUGCAUCUUUACGCAGCGCUUCUAAGAAAUCGCCUUAUACAAGCCCUAUUUCACGAGAGCCUCUUGCAAAGGGCGCCGCGACUGCAGUGAAAGACAGUGUUUCACGCAAACCUUCGGUACGGAGCCUACGAGGAAGGUGAUGAACGUGUUAUUAAACUCCAUUGUAUCGUAGCCUUGUUUCAACCCACAUCAUGCGGCAUAGUUCUGCUGAGGGCUAUCUGACUGAAACAGGCUUGUUGGGCUGUUUCCAGUGAUUUCAGAUGUGUAUGUACAGAUAGUCCUUUCCGUUUUCAACAUGGACAAUAGAAAAGAUGGUUUCUUGCGAACAGUAAAUGUUGCGGUGUGAUGUGUCAAUGCUUUUUUCGCAUUUUCGUUGCUACCCAAGUUGUCGUGUUGUAGAGCUCUUCCUGUUGGUGAUAUCUAAAUCAAUCGAGAGAGAUCAAAAUCUGUGAUACACAAACAGCUGUCCAUCGCAGUUUCGAUGGGACUGCAUUAUGCCGUGCUAAACCAAACACGGCGGUAAAGACCACGCUGACACAUUGAGACACGCAUUAGUCACCAGCGCUC
This is a messenger RNA of Alternaria rosae, 3167 nucleotides long. RefSeq lists its product as uncharacterized. The coding region runs from base 368 to 2740 and encodes 790 amino acids. The record is from RefSeq and is a predicted model, not a curated record. NCBI's taxonomy places the organism in Eukaryota, Fungi, Ascomycota, Dothideomycetes, Pleosporales, Pleosporaceae. Gene Ontology annotation, molecular function: histone H3K36 methyltransferase activity; protein binding. Gene Ontology annotation, cellular component: nucleus; chromatin. The transcript is spliced from 4 exons. Gene Ontology annotation, biological process: regulation of DNA-templated transcription.